CGAAAUCGGAUUCGAAUCAGGAAUCAAAACAAAAUGGGAAAACAACACCAGCUGCUCCUGACAUUUCAAGGUUGGUGCAGUUCACUGUUUGUCUCCUCCGCCAAGUAAUAAGGACGAGGCAGCACUUGCUGAAAUGGAGGGCUACCGUGGAAUUAUUAGCAAAUUUUCAGAUGAAGACGAGCUCGAAUAUGAGGACAUUGAGUAUUUGAUCGAGGAAAGCCACUUCGGGGACCAUAUUCUUGAUACUGAGGAGAAUGAGACCAUAAAAUGCAAUUUGUGCCCGCAAUCAGUUCAAAAGGAUCAGCUUCAAGCACAUAUGGAGGCGGAGCAUUUCAACUAUGAAUGCGAAAAGUGCAGCAAAAGAUAUUACUCAGAAUCGAUGCUGCGUAAGCACCUGCGGCAUGCCCACCUAGCAAGCAUGAACCUUAAGUGUCCUUUCUGUGACAUAGUUCUCAAAACAAAGUACAGCCUGCAGCAGCACAUCUACACGCAUUCCUCCACGGCCCAGUUCAAAUGUUCGUUCCCACACUGCAACAAGGCUUUCAAGCACGUCAACACCCUCAAACAGCACGAAAAGGUCCAUGAAGGGCGUAACCGGCGUGAGUGUCCCGUUUGCCACGAGCAGGUGACUCGACUCUCCGCUCAUAUAUUGACCCACACAGGGGAGCGCCCACACUGCUGUGAUUUGUGCAAUCGUAGCUAUUUGAGCAAGCAGCAACUGAACGUCCAUCGAGCGUCACACUUCGCUGAUGGCUAUCUGUGCGAGAAUUGCAACUUAAGAUUCAAAAGCAUGCCGAGCCUAUACAAGCACCAAAGAUCAAUUCAUGCAGACUCGACGUUCACGUGCCCGGGAUGCGACAAAACGUACAACCGAAGAGAUAAUAUGGUGUCCCACGCGAGGAGAGCGCAUCCGGAUUCGGUUUUAGUCCAGGACAUGAUGAGAAGUUCGAGAUGCAUUUUAGUGCCGUCAUGAUGAGUUCAAGCCUUAUGGGAGCUAGCAUUUGUGACGAAAUUUCCAAAUAUAUCUAUUUUCACAACCAUCUUAAUGUUAAGCAAUUUACUUCGAAAAUAAGAUUA
Messenger RNA from Hermetia illucens (black soldier fly), 1077 nucleotides. Its product is annotated as zinc finger protein 39-like. Bases 134 to 973 code for a protein of 279 amino acids. Gene Ontology annotation, cellular component: nucleus. The transcript has 3 exons. The record is from RefSeq and is a predicted model, not a curated record. Gene Ontology annotation, biological process: regulation of transcription by RNA polymerase II. NCBI's taxonomy places the organism in Eukaryota, Metazoa, Arthropoda, Insecta, Diptera, Stratiomyidae. Gene Ontology annotation, molecular function: DNA-binding transcription factor activity, RNA polymerase II-specific; RNA polymerase II cis-regulatory region sequence-specific DNA binding.